CUGGUCAGACGGGAUCAUCACUCGUCUACAGGCUCUCUCACAGUGCAGACCGUUUCUUAUUUUCUCCCCCAACUGUCCAGCGCAAGUGAGUGCAAGUCCAAGAAAGAAGAAAAUCUCAACAGCUCAAUUGAAAAAGAAAACAAACAAUUCAACUGAAAUUAGUUCUUCAUUUGCAUCAAUCUGGUUUCCGUAAUUUGGCGAAACAUUAGCAGAAAGCGAAAAGCGAAAAGAAAAAAGAAAAAGUUCAAAGUUCAUUUGUUUGAAGUUGAAGUUGUUGAGUUUUGAAGAGUGUCGAGCGAGUGUGACAUGACGAUCUUGACACCGUCGACGAGCCCCAACAGUUCAAGCGCAUCCGGAAUGGUUUCCGUUCACCCAUCGCCGCUCUUUGUUAAUCAACAUCUUCAUUUGAUGCACUUCAACGGCCUGAGCAAGAACAACAAUCAGUUCGCCAACAUGAUGGAAGACAAGGCCAGCAACAUCAGGACGUCGCCGAUCACGACAGUGACAUCCGCCAGCUCCUCUUCUCCGCCAGUUGUCAUUCCAGCCAAGCCCAAAAUCGGUUUCUCCAUCGAUUCGAUUGUGGGCACGGCCAGCAGUUCCAACACUCGGCCGGCUUCGUCAUCGUCUUCGUCUUCUUCCGCCUCCGACGGCAGUCGUUCGGCUAGUCCGCCCGAUGUUGCCCUCCUGGCGGCCGCCACAAACAAUCGAUUGGUGCACCACGAAAGCGGAUUCCAAUCAGUCAGUCCUCGUCCGGGCUCAUCCGGUGGUACUCCAGUGUCUGUCCGUUCGGAGCCAGGCACUUCGCCCAUCUCAGCUCCUCCUCCGCAUCCGCAAAUGAUGCCCGGAUGGCCUCUACCUCACCCACAACAGCAGCAGCCGCACGCUGCCAUGGGCCCGGCCUACUUUGAAGCUCUGGCCAGCAUGAGAGCGCUCUACGCCCAACAGCAACAACAACCUUUCCAUCCGCACAUGAUGAUGGCCGGACCUCCGCCAGGAGCUAGCAAUCAUCCAUGGUGGCUGUUGGCGCAGGCUCGCCAACAGCAACAACGACUUUUGGCCGUUGCAGCCCAUCAACGUUUUCCCGCCGGUCCAGGUGAUUUGGCCGGAUUCCUAUUGUCGCCCUUCCGCAAGCCGAAACGCGUGCGGACGGCCUUCUCGCCCAGCCAACUGCUCAAGUUGGAACACGCUUUCGAGAAGAAUCACUACGUCGUCGGUGCCGAACGCAAACAACUGGCCCAGAACCUGAACCUCACCGAAACGCAGGUGAAAGUCUGGUUCCAGAAUCGUCGCACCAAACAUAAACGCGUCCAGCAAGAAGGAGAUGAUCCAGCCGGCGGCAGUGGUGGCAACGGCAAGAAAUCGGGCAACAACGCUGCAUCGUCGGAUCAGAUGAUGAGCGACGACGAAGAUAACUCCGACAUUGAUCUCGAAGUGUCCGAUGACGAGGACUUCCUCCAUCAUCCAUCGUCAGGUAAUCAUCCGCACCACGACCGUCGGAUGAUUUACAGUUGAUCCCGUUGACCCUGUAUACAUCUCAUCCAACGCUGUGUCUCCUCGUCAUCAUUCCCCCCUUUGAACUGCAUCCAUUUUUCUUUCUUUCUUCUUAAUUAAGAAUCUGUAUAUCUAUACAUGCAAAUAUGUAAACAAAGAAGAGAAAAGAAAAGGUAAAAGAAAGAGCACACGCAGUAGAAUGUCACACGAUUAGUUCAUCUAAACCAUUGGAAUUCUGUAAUCAAGUGUUGUGUGUGUGUGUGUGUGUGUGUGUAUAUCAUUUGUAAUACGCCGUGUCAGUGUCCGAGCUUAAAUACCGUUGUAUCGCCCGUUUUUUUGUUUUGUUUAUGUGUGUGUGCUUGUGUACAUAUCCAGCCCACGUCAUUUUCCUGUGUUCCUUUUGCGUAUGUGUGAAUUCCUCCCUCCCCCCCCCACAUCAGUCAAAAAGAGAUAAACAAAAAAGAGAGAAAACAACAACAACAAUUCCAUUUGAAAUAUUAUAUACAUAUUAUAUAUACAUAGAUGUAAUAAUAAUAGUUUUAAACCAAAUAAUGAUUAUGAUCAUUGUCCCACCAAAUUGUAGCUAUAUAUACACUGCACCAAUUUCUUAUAUAAUAGUAUAGACCUUUAUAUAUACAUCGAUUUGAUCUUGUGUCCAAUACAUUCCUUUACGUUGGUCAAACAAACAAAAACAAA
Daphnia magna is the source of this 2187-nucleotide messenger RNA. Its product is annotated as homeobox protein EMX2. Gene Ontology annotation, molecular function: DNA binding; DNA-binding transcription factor activity, RNA polymerase II-specific. The transcript is spliced from 3 exons. The record is from RefSeq and is a predicted model, not a curated record. Gene Ontology annotation, biological process: brain development; regulation of DNA-templated transcription; neuron differentiation. Bases 307 to 1512 code for a protein of 401 amino acids. Lineage: Eukaryota; Metazoa; Arthropoda; Branchiopoda; Diplostraca; Daphniidae.